Molecule: messenger RNA, 2187 nt
Organism: Bradysia coprophila
Lineage: Eukaryota; Metazoa; Arthropoda; Insecta; Diptera; Sciaridae
Gene: fuss
Product: SKI family transcriptional corepressor fussel
Biological process (GO): negative regulation of BMP signaling pathway; negative regulation of transcription by RNA polymerase II
Cellular component (GO): nucleus; transcription regulator complex; cytoplasm
Molecular function (GO): RNA polymerase II cis-regulatory region sequence-specific DNA binding; DNA-binding transcription factor activity, RNA polymerase II-specific; SMAD binding
Source: RefSeq, a predicted model, not a curated record
ACAUUUAUGCAACAAAGAUUAUUGAUAAAUAGAGAAAAUGGAUACGAUGUACAGUUGAACAAAGAGAAAGUGAAAUUCGAAAGACAAACUGUUAAUUAGCCAGAGGAUUAUAUAUUGACAAACCGAUUAGUAAAGAUCAAAACAACACAUAGAAAACACAUUAAGAAUGAAGGGUUGUGCUGAAUACUGAAUGUGCCAGAUCGUUUAAAAGCAUAUUAUUUGUUUGAGUGAGCACAUCAUUUUGUUGUCUUUCGAAAAUGGAAGGGAAAUCACCAAUAUCGCCUCACUUAAUGAAACGGGCUGUUGACUCUAAACUACCACAACCAGAUUGUACGACAGCACCGAUGUCUCCAUCGUUGAACAAUCCCAAACCGAACCAGGUGUCAACCGUACUUCUUUAUGGCAUUCCAAUCGUGUCCCUAUUCAUUGAAUCUCAAGAACGUUUAUGCUUAGCUCAAAUAUCGAAUACUCUACUAAAGCAAUUUAGUUACAAUGAAAUUCAUAAUCGACGUGUGGCGUUGGGUAUCACAUGUGUCCAGUGUACACCGGUACAAUUAGAAAUUUUGAGACGAGCCGGUGCAAUGCCGGUAAGUUCACGCCGAUGCGGUAUGAUAACUCGACGGGAGGCGGAACGUUUGUGUAAAUCGUUUCUAGGCGAUAAUGCGCCCCCUCGGUUGCCAGAUGAUUUUGCAUUUAGCGUUCAUCAUGAAUGUGCGUGGGGCUGCAGAGGCUCAUUUCUACCAGCCCGAUACAAUUCUUCGAGAGCAAAAUGCAUAAAGUGUUCCUAUUGCGGAUUAUUCUUUUCACCAAAUAAAUUUAUUUUCCAUUCGCAUCGAAUUGGUCCGGGAGAUAAGUAUGUGCAGCCGGAUGCGGCCAAUUUCAAUUCCUGGAGACGACACAUGAAGCUCAGUGGGGCCCCACCCGAUGAAAUAACACAUGCGUGGGAAGACGUGAAAGCAAUGUUCAAUGGUGGAACGAGGAAAAGAUUAAUGAAUUCGUCACCAUCAAGUUCGCAUCACAACAGUCACGGAUCGAAUCAUCACAGUAUGCCAUCGCCAAACAAUAAACGACUCAAAGAGUCACCCAUUAGUCCACCAAUCAUUCAGGCUGCCGCUGUUGUUGCAGCAACGAACCAAUUCCCGAUUCGACCAUCAGUUAAUCUACAUCCGAACAGCAAUACGUCAACUAGUCCUAGUGCUGGUGAUAUACCAUUACCAUUUUCUCGUUCCUUUAUGAUGGACUACAUGUGGCAUGCACAGAACAAACACAAUAAUUUUCAGUUUCCUACAUAUGCGAUUCCAUGGUUAAAGCGGCCGGGGUCAAUAUUAUUCAAUCAACAAAGUAACAAUGCUGCAAAUAAUGAAAAUGGACUUUGUGCGCGUGGCACUAUUGAGCCAAAAACUAUGCCAUUUUAUUCUAAUUCUGCAUUCAAACCUGUGGUUAAUAAUAACAUUCAGUGCAAUACAAGUGGUAACGUGUCGAACAGCAACGGUAUUGAUUCGGUAAACCGUGUAUCGAAUGAAUCAUCGACUGCAGCAUUAAUUGUGUCAAAUUCGCCAACAGAUGACGAUCACCGUUCGUCCUGUGAAUUAACGGCAGACGGUGAUUAUCAACAUGAUAAUGUGUCGAGUGAUGACGAAAUGGUUGAUAUUGAGACGACAGAAGACAAUUGCACCGAAUAUAAAAAUAGUGUUAACGAACUGGUAAAGGAAAGCAAUGAGAUUAAGUGUGAUAAGGAUGAAGACGCUGAUGAACUAGACGAAAUAAAUGUUUGUAGCAAAGGUAAAGGACUGGAGCAGUGUAGCAGUGAGGGUUUUGUAGAUUUAUCAGACGAUUGGCAUGGUGUAGCUUUUAAAAAGGAGGAUCCAAAUGGAACCGUCGAAUCCCGAACGCCAACACCUACGAAGUUAGCCAGCAGUAUAACACACCAUCAUUACCGUACGACAUCAUUAAACAUUCCGAAUCACAUUGUAAGCAACACACUAAAUUCAUCGCCCACUAAUCCUAAUAUCACUGGUAGUACAGCUGAGUUUUGGAGUGUCGCUCGACUCUCGUUGGAUCGUACCAAUGAUGUACUGAGUCGGGUUCCGUUUUAUCGACAUGACAUUUCGAAACACUUGCACGUUUUUCGACACGGCGAUGUUACACACACUCAUGGAGUGGGUUAAGGAUAUGCGGAGGAAAUAU